AUGCUGUCCGGCCCGCCGCGUCUGAUUCCCUUUGUGUUUGUGUUCCUGUGUCUUUGCUUUGUCUGGUGGUACCUCCAUCUGCCAGGUGCAAGUGCAGGCCAUGCGAUAUCAGGAUGGGUCCCGAACCCCAAGCCGAAGACUGUCGCAACCCCCGCCUACAAGGGCGACCCGCUCGACUUUAGCAUACUGCCCAAGUUCAGCGAUGGCGCCCUGAAGCCGCCUGGCUCCAACUACACGGUCAAGAUUGUGGUGCCCAAGACCAAGGACGAGGACCUUGGCUGGAUGGAGGAGGAGAUACCGGAUGUGCCGCUGGUCAUCUACGAAGUCGACAACCCCAAUGCGGAACACAAGAUCCCGAAGAACAAGGGUCGCGAGGCCAUGGUGAGUGCGGUGGAAGCCGAGACAUUUGGUCGUGUGUACCUCAGCUACAUCAUCGACCACUACGACGACCUGCCCGACACAACCCUCUUCAUGCACGCCCACCGCUACGCAUGGCACAACAACAUGCUCAUGGGCCAAGAUGCCGCCACCAUGAUCAAGCGCCUCAACCACGAGCGCGUCGCGCGCCUCGGCUACAUGAAUGUGCGCUGCCACCACGAUCCCGGCUGCCCCGACUGGAUCCACCUGGACCGCCCCGGCAUCGACUUUGACUUCUACCACAAGCCCGAGGAAAUCUACUGGCGGCGUGAAAUCUGGGAAGAGAUCCACCCGGGCGCGCCUAUCCCGCCCUCAAUAUCCGGCACCUGCUGCGCGCAGUUCGCCGUCUCGCGCCAACGGAUCCGCGAGGUGCCCAUUGAGCGCUUCAAGCACUACCGCAAGUGGCUGCUCACAACCGGCAUGGACGACCAGUUCUCCGGCCGCGUCUUCGAGUACAUCUGGCACUACAUCUUCACCGGCCACGAGGUCCUCUGUCCCGCCAUGAACACGUGCUACUGCGAUGGCUACGGCUACUGCUUCGGCGGGCAGAAGAAAUUCGCCGAGUACUUCGAGAUGCAAGACAAGCGUAACGCGCUGGCUGCCAAACUUGAACCAUGGAAGCAGAAGGAAGAGGAAGCCAAAAUGGCGGGUAAAUCUCCAGAGUACACCCAGGAGGAGCGGAAUGAGUUUACCGAAAUAAACUACCAAGUCGUGAAAUUGGACAGGCAGCUGGAUGAGCUGAGAGAAGAGGCGAAGAAGAGGGGCGAUGAUCCGGCAAAGAGGAAAGAGGAGACGGAGAGCUAUGACUCGUCGCAUAUAUGGGAUUAUGCGCCGAAACACGAUUAA
Parastagonospora nodorum SN15 is the source of this 1263-nucleotide messenger RNA. RefSeq lists its product as hypothetical. The record is from RefSeq and is a predicted model, not a curated record. The transcript is spliced from 2 exons. Bases 1 to 1263 code for a protein of 420 amino acids. Lineage: Eukaryota; Fungi; Ascomycota; Dothideomycetes; Pleosporales; Phaeosphaeriaceae.